AGCGUAUUCGUGCCCUGCUGACUGCAACCGUCGCUCCCAGGUCUCCGAUGAAGCGUCAACUGUCGCUAGUCGUGUGCUGCCUCUCGGCGUGCGUUGCUGCAGCCAAAAGCGAGCUGGAGAUCGGCAGCGGCUACGACUCGGGUGUGCAGGAGCUGAGGAGGCGUUUUCUGCGCGAAAGCGGAUACGACGCCUCGUCGCGACCCACAAACGACUCCGCCGAGCCGACGGUCGUCCGCGUGGUCAUCCCGCUCUCCGAGGUCAACUACGUCGCACUCGUGGACGAGUGGUUCACGGUUGCUCUUUACUUCUGCAAGUUUUGGAAAGAUCCUCGCUUCUCUUGGGACCCGAAGGAUUACGGCGGGAGCCAUCGUUUUUCCGGAACCACGAAGGAGAUAUGGUGGCCGCGCGUCGAAGUCGUCAAUGCAAAGCGUCAAGACGUCGACCUGCUUCAGCAGUCGCUCAUUGUCUACAGCGACGGCAAUACGUGGUCCUGCGACGCUCUCAAGGUGAAGACGCCGUGCAACGUCGACCUCAGUGAUUUUCCGAACGACAGACAGGCUUGCAGCCUCCGCGCGGGCUCGAGCGCCUACAGUGACAGCGAGGUCAAGAUGACCGGGUACGCCGCCUGGGGUGAGCCCCAGAUGAACGCCAGCACGGAGUGGGUCCUCGAGCACAUAUCCUUCGAGAACCACACGGAGACGAACAGUUUUGUUCCUUGGGUUACUAACCCUUGUCGAGUUGUUCACCGCGUCUGGGAGCAUACUCGUCAUCAGAGCGUCGCACUCCAGUUCCCGCAUCCGGGUACCAGAUACUUUGCACCGCUUCGUCAGUGGCUCAUGCGCGAAAUUUUUGUGUCUAAACCGAAGCGAGCCAACCACCACUGCCAAGUCUCGCGAGCAUCAAGAGGGCACGGCGUUCGACGAGUCACGAGAGAGGAAAAGGCGGUGGCUCAUCUUGUCUCAAGCCGUGGACCAUGUCUGUUUCGUCAUCUUCGGAUUCGCUGCGUUGGGCUUCCUUUUAUGACUCCGGUGUUUAUAAAUGCCACGAAGGCGGCCCAAAAAGACAAUUCUGUGACACGGUUGCGUCGUCCUGGCAAACAUCGGUUUGGAAGUCAUGGUUGUUUACCUUCACCAGUAAAGAAAGCAAUGGAUCAAAUGGGAUCAAAUGUGCUCAAAGCUAUUAGCAGUGGAACGAAACCACUAGGAUUAAAAACUGGCUGUGGGGGUCAAAGGUUCUUAAGCAACUCACCGGCCAUGAGACGCGACGUACAGUUAAAUAACUUGUUGGGGUUUAGUGUUCUGAAACCCCGCAGCGAAAUAGAAGACGGCUCCGUGUUAACUUUGGAUACCUGGGCCUCUGCAACGCGCAUCCAACUCCCGGUGCACACGAGGCUGCUUUUCAUUCCGACUCCACCGGGAUUCGGCCACCAUAUUCGGGGCUCGAUCCCGCGACCUCGUGCUAAGCAAGCGCAGCUAUUGGUUGCGCCAGUUAGUGGAUGAAAUGUAAUUUACGCAUGUGGCAGUAUUAUUUCAUAGAUAUUAGCGCAUUUCUCUCGUAAAUAUAGUAGAGUAUGAAGACACCCCUUUCCCGUCAAUCCUGCAUUAUUCGAGACAAUGCCUUCGAAUGACAGAAAGCUGAGCUAGUUGGUAGGGAUUCAUAAUGCAAAGAAGGGGCAAGGCGUGCAGACACGGACACGAGAGAAGUGGACAACACUGGAGAAUGGACAAUGGCUUUACUUGCACGAUGUUACCAGCGGUAAUAUUUAUUUCCUUGCUUUGUGUAUUCAGGCAACGACCGACAAAAAUAACACAUUCAUGUUCUCUAUAAGGCUGACAGGAAGGCAAAAAUUCCUCGCAGUGUAUGACAUUGACAAAUGUUUUUAUCGUAAAAGCGGAAACUAUACCGCACACGCGAAUUAAGAGCCACCGUAAAAUUGCGUGCUUCAAGGUUUCCCCCCACAGACUUCAGGAUUCUCUCCAGCAUGUAUACAAUAUUCUAUCACUUUACCUCCCCCUCCCCUCUCUCCCCAGCGUAGGGUAGCAAGCCGGAUCUUCCCAUCUGGUUAACCUCCCUGCCUUUCCCCUUUGUUCUGUCUCUCACUCUACUCGGUUCUUUCGAAGUUUCACCUUUAUGCGUCUUAUCGUCUGCCUUUGGUGACCUUUUGAAUGUCGCCAUAAGGUUUUUAGAGCUGCUCCACUAAAGUGGAUGAGUCAUUAACACGUGACGCCUGCCGCCACGUGUGCACGUGCGCAAGUGGCAAGUGCAAGUAUGUAAACUUUCGACAAACAACCUGCUCGGAACGAUCCGAACACAAUAUAGAGACCAGCGUAAAUACGCAAAAUGGGGCCAAAGUCCCCUAAACUAUGUAGAGUGCUGUAGGAUAUGCUGACCCCUGGACCAUCUCCUCUAUACAUGUAUACGUGUAAUCUUACCUGUUCUGAAGCAAAAUACAGAAAACGCCACAUAACGA
Messenger RNA from Dermacentor andersoni, 2470 nucleotides. RefSeq names its product acetylcholine receptor subunit beta-like. Gene Ontology annotation, biological process: monoatomic ion transmembrane transport. Gene Ontology annotation, cellular component: membrane. Lineage: Eukaryota; Metazoa; Arthropoda; Arachnida; Ixodida; Ixodidae. The record is from RefSeq and is a predicted model, not a curated record. Gene Ontology annotation, molecular function: transmembrane signaling receptor activity; extracellular ligand-gated monoatomic ion channel activity.